AUGAUUAAAACUAUGCAUAGUAUUGUUCAUACAAAUCAUAAUGAAUAUAAGAGAUUAUUCGUUUUAAGUAAUAAUAAUAUUUAUACUAGAAGUCAUUUUUCAAAUAAAUUCAUUAAAGAAGAACAAAUUGAAGAAGAAGAAGAAGAAGAAGAAGAAGAAUCAAUUGAACUACCGGAACAUAUUCAACAAGAUAAUGAUUCUUUGAAUGCUUUCAAUGUGUCAAAGAUCUUCUCUAAUGAAACAAGUACCAAUUCAUCAUUAGCAUCAUUAUCAUCUGAAACACGAAAUAAAUCGAAAACAAAACAAGCUACAAAUCGUCGUAAAGUAUUUCGCAAACAUUCAAGCUUUAUAGAUAUGGGAUUUAGUGGAAGCUAUUUUAUUUGUUCUAAUGCUAAUUCAUUACAUCUUCCAAAUAUAUUCUAUAAUAUUUACGCUUUAAUAUUAAAUGAAAUACAUGAGUUAAAUAGACAAACGAAUGAUAAUCCAUCCAUUGAGAAAAUAUUCUCCAAAGUCAAAGAAGCUGAACAAAUUAAUUUAUUGAAUAAUGAAAAGAUUAAAGUAGAACCUGAUCAAUUAAUUGUCGCUCCAAUGAGAUUUAGUCGUCUAAGACGUUAUUUUAGACAUCAAAAACGUAUGAUGAGAGCACAACUUAGAAUGAUGAGACUUCAAAGAAGAUUGUACCGUCGACAUUAUCGUCCUCGAUAUGGAUAUGGUUAUUUUCCAUAAUCAUAAGGUUGAAUCAUUUAAACACCCACUUAUCGAUUUUUUUAUUGAUUAAAACGAUGAACUUUCUGAGUGUUUAUCAAUCAAAGUGGUGAGUUAUAUUAAUGAACUUCGUUCUAUUACAAAUUUAUUUCUUGUAUGAAAACUGUCAAAGGAAAUUUCACAUUUACAUUACUCUAUGAAAUAUGAUAUGACAACCUUUUUAAUUAUCCCUAUUUAAUUGUUUCUAUGUAUUCAUGAAUUUACUUGAAUAAAUCUUAAUAAGUUGUCAUGGCUUUAUUUUAAUCA
Molecule: messenger RNA, 1011 nt
Organism: Schistosoma haematobium
Lineage: Eukaryota; Metazoa; Platyhelminthes; Trematoda; Strigeidida; Schistosomatidae
Exons: 2
Coding region: 1-726 (241 amino acids)
Source: RefSeq, a predicted model, not a curated record